AUGACCUGCACACAAAUAGACGUAACGAAACAGCUGAAGCGAUUUUACAAUCCGAGGGAAAAUAUCAACUGGACUCUAAUCCGAUUCCGACACAGAGUGUCACAAUUACGAAAAAAAAAAUUAAAAUAUAAAAACCACUCCAAGGUUGCGUUACGAUUUCGCUUAACCAGAUUUGGAUGGGAAAGGUUGCAGUCAGGUCGAAAUGCAAGUAAAAGAAAUUUGUCCAUCAAAAAGUACAAUGAAAAAAUGAAAAUAAAAUACGUCUCACGGGAUGACAUCAAGAAGUUCAAGUUCCAAAUGCCUAGCUAUGUCCUGCGGAUACGCGAUUCUCCGGUUGACUACAACCCCAACAUUAUGCGUGCCCGCAAGUUCUUGCCUUCGCACUUUGGUUAG
This is a messenger RNA of Plasmodium coatneyi, 393 nucleotides long. RefSeq lists its product as uncharacterized. The transcript has a single exon. Bases 1 to 393 code for a protein of 130 amino acids. NCBI's taxonomy places the organism in Eukaryota, Apicomplexa, Aconoidasida, Haemosporida, Plasmodiidae. The record is from RefSeq and is a predicted model, not a curated record.